Argiope bruennichi is the source of this 1272-nucleotide messenger RNA. RefSeq names its product probable serine/threonine-protein kinase clkA. Gene Ontology annotation, biological process: dUMP biosynthetic process; dUTP catabolic process. NCBI's taxonomy places the organism in Eukaryota, Metazoa, Arthropoda, Arachnida, Araneae, Araneidae. The record is from RefSeq and is a predicted model, not a curated record. The coding region runs from base 1 to 1272 and encodes 423 amino acids. Gene Ontology annotation, molecular function: dUTP diphosphatase activity; magnesium ion binding. The transcript has a single exon.
AUGGCUUUCAACAAUUUCAGUUCCAACUGGGUUUACAACUUCCCAUCUCAAGGAAGGUCUUUUAUUCCAAGAUCAUAUCCCAAUGAUGAUGUAACUUCUUUUGGACAAUAUCCCUAUUCUUGCAGGACGGAUCAUGGACAAGGACAAACCAAUAAUUCUUUUUCCAAUGGGUUUGGACAACGUCCUUAUGGACAAACCAAUAAUUCUUUUUCCAAUGGGUUUGGACAACGACAAACCAAUAAUUCUUUCUCCAAUGGGUUUGGACAACGUCCUUAUGGACAAACGAGCAAUUCUUUCUCCAAUGGGUAUGGACAACGCCCUUAUGGACAAACCAAUAAUUCUUUUUCAAAUGGGUAUGGACAACGCCCUUAUGGACAAACCAAUAAUUCUUUUUCAAAUGGGUUUGGACAACGACAAACCAAUAAUUCUUUCUCAAAUGGGUUUGGACAACGACAAACCAAUAAUUCUUUCUCCAAUGGGUUUGGACAACCUCCUUAUGGACAAACCAAUAAUUCUUUUUCUAAUGGGUUUGGACAACCUCCUUAUGGACAAGCAAAUAAUUCUUUCUCCAAUGGGUUUGGACAACCUCCUUAUGGACAGACAAAUACUUUUUUUCCCAAUGGGUUUGGACAAGCCAAUAAUUCUUUUUACGAUUGGUAUCCUUACUGGCAAGCCAAUCCUUCUUUUAACGAAUGGUAUGGACAAACCAAUAACUCUUUUUCCAAUGCGUUUGGACAAGCCAAUAACGAACCAACUUUUUUUGGUGAUUUGAUUGGACAACAAGAGUCAAAUGCUUUUAGAGAUCUAAAAGAAAUUGAAUACGAAUUGACUCGAUCGUUUGCUGUCGAACCGACUGUCUUUGACGACGAAUCACCCGGGAUUGAUUUGUAUUUUCCUGCAGGAGGAGUGGGGGCCGUCGUUCAGCCAGGAGAACAAAUCAAAAUUAAUACACACGUCAUUUUCAAAUUACCUAAAGGAACGGUUGGCAUCAUUAUGGACAAGUCAUCGGUGGUGACACGUAAACAAUUAAAAGUCGAAGCGGGAUUGAUUGAUACUGGCUAUCGCGGUGAAAUUGUGGUUGUAUUGCGCAACAUGUCACGAGAUGUUGUUGAAAUUUCACCCGGUGAAGCCAUUGCUCAAAUGUUGCUGCAAGAGACGUGCAAAAGUAAGUUGACCAAAGUCAUCAAGGUUGAUGCCAACACGCAUCGGGGAACGCGAGGUUUUGGUGAAAGGCAAAGAGUGGACCGUCGUGACCAUUGUAAAAUUUUAUAA